AGGUACUGGUUGCUCCAGGAAAUGCAGGAACGGUAAAUGAUGGGAAGAUCUCUAACUCAGGUAAAAGUAUUAUUACCUUAAGACUGUUCUGCAAACCUUGGACUGAGAUCCACUAGUGUGUCUCAACCCACUUUCAGAUGUAAUUGCUUGCCCUGUCCUUCUGAAUCUGAGCUGCUUGUGCCACAGUUUCACUGCAGCCUUUUAGCUGGAAGGACAACAGCAGAUCCCCUUGCAUGCAGUGUCUUAGAGGAAGCUGGCUAGGGAGAAGUCUGUAGUGACAUGAAAAGGUAGAGGGAUAAGAAAGAAGAGAAGGUAAGAGAGGAAACAGACAACAAAUAGAGGCAACUACUGGUAAGUAUCAGAAGAGGAUGAAAAGUUUAAAAUUUUCACAUUGUAAACCACCCUGAAGAGAUGUGAACUCAAAGGCCUGAAUAGAAAUAUUUCAAUGAAAUAAGAGAAAGAACCAGAGGCAGGUGUACUUUCUGAUCUUAGCUGACUGCUACAAAGCUCAUCCUGGCACAGAUUUAGCAAAUGAUACACUAGUCUAGGGACUUCAGCCCAGAAUAGGUAAAUAGGUAAUGGAGAAAUACACAGCAACACUAAACAAAUUCUGGACUUUAGAACUGGGUGCCCUGUAUCCAGGGCAUUUGUAGAUGUAGUUUCAAAGCAUCUGUCAAUAAUAUUUGAGAAUUCCUAAGGAUAAGGAGAGUUCCUAGCACACUAGAGGAAAGUAAAAAAAAAGUGAGGAAAAGAAGGAAACGAGCAACUUCUAACCAGAUCUAAAAAUUGGGAAGAGCUUUUUGAAGAAGGUAAACAAUGUGUCUCUAUAGAAAGGAAUUCUGUGAUUUUUCAAAAGCAUCCUAGAUGAAUACACACACACACACACACACAAGCUGCAUUUUUCACCCUCGGCUUAUACUCGAGUCAAUAAGUUAUCCCAGUUUUUUUGUGGUAAAAUUAGGUGUUUCGGCUUAUAUUUGGAUCGGCUUAUACUCAAGUUUAUGGUAAAUGGGAAAGAAAGGAUAGUGAAAGAGCAGGUUUCAAAUAUAUGUGAUUUCACAGUGGUUGUGGGUAUGCAAUAUUUUUGUUUGAAACAUUGUCCGUGCAGAUAUAGAGAUUGUCUGGUUUGCUGACUCUGGAACAUGCAACAUAUUACUGUCCAUGUGAGAAGCAAUCUGCAUCGAGAUAUAAACUGCAAAACUCGAAAUAUUGGCCCUGAGUGUAAAUAUAGAUAGAUAAAUGGAUGGAUGGAUGGAUGGAUGGAUAUAGAUCUUUUUCUCUCUCUGCCCUCCCGUUGUGGAGAAUGACAGAGUGUGUGUUUUCCCUUCUUUUCCCUUCCUCUGGCCUUCCUCCCUCGUGGGGGCAUGGCUUCCUUGGAGGGAUCCUCCUUUCUGAGGUGGUGGUGAGGCCUUGCUAUGUGUCUUUUGCAAAUGUAUCUGUCUUAGGUGUGUUGUCUGUAUAGUGUGGAUACCUUAAAACACUCACCAGUUCAUAUGCUGUGUUGUGUCAAAAUUUCGUAGCAAUUGUAGUAGUUUGGGAGAUAUGAUGACUGUCACAAGUAGACAUUUACAUAUAUCUAUCGUUACAUGCUUGGUGGAUUAGCGGAAUGCUAUGGGUGUAGCAUAAAGCUUUUGGCAAGUUCCCCAUAACAUUCCUGCAAACAAGCAGGUACAAUGUGGGCUAGAAAAUGGCAUUGUUUGGUUGACCAAACCCAAAGAGUGCUCACCAAUGGUUUCUCUCCGCCCUGGAGAGAUGCUAAUAGUUAGGUACCACAUGGUUCUGUCCUGGACUAGGUUUUGUUCAACAUCUUUAUACAUGUCACCAAAUUAGGAGGGAUAGCUAAUACACAUGUGGAUGCAGGCAGUAUUCAAAUUAUUUUAACAGAUUAAAGAUCUGCGUCAAAACUAAAAAAAAAAAAAUUCAAGCAGGGAUAAAGUCACUGCAUCUGGAUUAUUGUGUCCAGUUCUAGAAAUCAGCAUUCAAGAAUGAUAUAGGCAAAUUAAAAUGUGUCUAAAGGAGGGUGACCUGAAAGGAUAUUGACAAGCUGAAACAUAUCCAAAGGAUGGUAUCCUGGAUGGUAAAAGUUCUGGAGACAAAGCCUGAUGCGGAAUAGCAUAGGGAGUUGGAUAUGUUUAACUGGAAGAAGAUUCUUACAAGAUGUGAAAUGUUUCAGAUUCACAUGGUUGUUAAUCAUUUCUCUUUAUCAUUCAUUUUAGCUGUUUUAAUUAGCAACCAUACUAUUCUUGCCCAGUUCUGCAAAGAUCAUAACAUUGGAUUUGUGAUUGCUGGACCAGAAGUGAUGCUUACAGCUGGUAAGGUUACAAUGACUAAAAAAGAAAAGAAAAAUAUGAUUUUAGAUGCAAAACCAAAAUUCAGUUUUAGGUACCAAAGAAUCUAUUUAUGCAACACUGGAUGAGGAAUCCAAUUUUAGAACAUAGCACCGAAUGGAGUGUAAAGCAAAUCAUAAUUAAUAGUAAAUAUUUUAUCCUAACUAAAAUAGACCUAUUCACUUCAGUCCAUUCCAUUUAUAUAAAUGUUAUCAAUUUCAUUCUGAGCUUGGUUCCUAGGUGUUAAUUUUCUAAUUUAAUUAUAAUGUGGCAAUAGUUUUAAGACAGUUGAGGGUGGUUAUGCCCCUUAAGUCUUCCUUCAAAUUGAUGGCUUGCCUUUUGAUAAUUUCAAUUUAUUUUUUCCAAUUCCGUGAUCUCUUUAUUGAUAUGAGAGAAAAUUAAUAUUUGAAUGAACAAUAACAUUGUCUAAGAAGUUAGGUUUGACUUUUUCAGUGUUUCAUUAUUAGGAAUUGUUGAUGACUUGAUAGCGGCUGGAGUUAGUUGUUUUGGCCCUACAGCCAGGGCAGCACAACUGGGAACAAACAGGCAUUUUAGUAAAGUCUUUCUUGAGCAACAUGACAUUCCCACGGCAAGAUGGAAGGCAUUCUCCAGUUCCCGUGAAGCUUGCACCUUUAUUAACAGGGCAACAUUUUUGGAGACUAUCGAGAAAUGGUUAUUGUUGAAGAACUUCUUAAAGGCGAAGAAUUUUCUUGUCUCUGCUUUGUGGAUGGAAAUACUUUUACUUCCAUGCCACCAGUCCAAGUCCAGAAGCAACUACUGGAUGGAGAACAAGGUCCAAGCACUGUUGGAAUGGGAGCUUAUGGGCCUGUACCUCAGGUUUCUGAAGCUCUUCUAGAAAAAAUUAAAAGCACACUUCUUCAACACAUUAUUGACUGCAUGAAGCAAGAAGACAUGUCAUAUGUAGGUGUGCUGCAAAUAGAAUUAAUACUUACAAAAGAUGGUGUGAAAGUCUUAAGCAUGGACUGUAACUUUGGUGACCUUCAGUGCCAGGUAGUUCUUCGACUUCUUUGCCAUGAUCUAUGUGAAGUCAUCCAAGCAGCUAUCGAUGGCAGGCUCUGUGAUGUGACAUUAUCUUGGUCUGAUAAUUUAACUGCUGUGGCCAUUGCCAUGGCAUGGGAAGGCUGUCCUGCACAAAGUGCAGAGAUCACUGGACUUCUUCAGGCCAAGGAACUGGGACUUGAGAUCUUUCAUGGAGCGACCAUAAAAAAGAAUGAUAAAGUGUUGACUAAUGGAAGUCGAGUCUUGGCAGUAACUGCUAUCCAACAGGGACUCAUGUCAGCACUUGAAGAAGCCUACAAAGGACUAGAAGUAAUUUAUUUCCAAAAUGCAACAUACAGAAAGGAUGUGGGCACUCUGGCUUUGAAAUUCCUUGGGCAGUCUGUGAGGCCAUUAUAUGAAGACAUAGUUUGCAGUAUCUUGAGCCACCCACCUAAGCUUCCAGCUUUAACUGGUUCCAAGCCAGGCAGUCAUGAGGAGCAGCAAGGCACACCUGCCUUCUACGAUUUGAGAGCAUCUGGUUAUACUGAUCCCAUUAUAAUAUCCCAAAUUAAAGGCAUUGGAACAAAACAGAAGAUUGCCCAACUCUGCAAUAAACAUGACACAAUUGGUCAGGAUUUGGUUGCCAUGUGUGUUAACGAAAUCCUAGCUCAGGGAGCAGAGCCCCUCUUCUUUCUCCAUCAUUUUGCCUUUGGAAAACUGGAUGUUGGAGUCGCUCAGGUGAUCACUGAUGGCAUCGCAGAAGCUUGUGAUCAGGCAGGCUGUCUCCUACUUGCAAGAGAGGCUAAUGAAAUGUCUGGCACCUGGGCGUCUGGCGAAUACCACCUUGUUGGCUUUGCAGUAGGUGCUGUGGAACGAGGAAGGCACCUUCCCCAGCAGGAAAAGGUUACCAGUGGGGAUGUUCUCAUUGGGAUCUCCUCUUCUGGUCUUCACAGCCAAGGAUUUAGUCUAGUGAGGAAAAUUAUUUCAACAUCAUUGCCACACUAUUUAUCCUCAGUUCCUGUUGGGUGUAACAGUUCCUGUACUUUAGGAGAGCAGUUGCUAACCCCAUCCAAAAUCUAUAGCAAACCCCUGCUGCCUCUCUUCCGUUCAGGAAAUGUAAAGGUGUGCCUCCAUAUUGCUGAAAGGGGGUUGAUGGGGAGCUUUUCCAAUAUUCUUCCAGAAAAAAAUAGUGUAGUUUUGGAUGCUCAUUGUUGGAAGAUGCCUUCAAUCUUUUCUUGGCUCCAAGAAGAGGGAAAUCUUUCAGAAGAAGAGAUGAUGAAAACAUUCAACUGUGGUAUUGGUGCUGUAUUGGUGGUUCAGAAAGAGGUUGCCGGGCAGGUUUUGAAGGAUGUUCAAAAAUAUGAGGAUGCGUGGCUGAUUGGGAAAGUCAUCCAUCAUAUUUCAGGGUAUCCUCAAGUAGAAAUCAGAAACCUCUUUGAAGUGUUGCUGCAAAAUAAACACCUCUAUCCUAAGAGCAUUUCUGCUGUAGAUGGGCAGCUCCAGAGCAUGCAUAGAAAAAGCAAAGUGAAAGUAGCUGUUCUUAUUUCUGGAACAGGCACAAGCCUUACAGCACUUCUCUCAUAUGCAAAAGAGCCAGGAAGCAGCGCACAGAUAGUCCUUGUAAUUGCUGACAGGUCUGGGGUGGAUGAAUUGAAGAAUGCAACCCUAGCUGGCAUCCCUACCAGAGUAAUUGACCACAAACUGUAUGGAAGCCGAGCAGAAUAUGAUGGCACCAUUGACAGAGUCCUUGAAGAAUUUUCAGUUGAACUGAUUUGUCUUGCUAGAUUUACAAGAGUUUUGAGUAGCAACUUCCUUAGAAAAUGGAAAGGGAAAAUCUUGGGUGCUUAUCCAACACUUUCACAUUUAACCCAAGGAGGAAAUGCUCAUAAGCUCGCAUGCUCCUCUACAGACAAAACUGCUGGCUGCACAGUGCAUUUUGUACUUGAGAAUACUAGCCUUGAAGCAAUGAUUUUACAAGAGCCUGCCUCUGUAAAAGCAGAAGACACGGAGGAAACUUUGGCAGAAAAGAUAAGAGAAGCUGAAAGCAGAGCAUUUCCAAUUGCGUUGCAGCUGGUUGCAAGUGGAAUGGUGCAGUUAGCAAUGAACAGUAAAAUCUGGAACCAAGAAAGUCAGAAACUGAUCCGUCAAAAGGAAAAGCAGGACUGUUUCUACUCCUGAAAUCAUCCUUGACAGUUAAUUACAGCCAUUGACAGUAUUUUUGACUACAACAAAAGCUAAGCUUCAUCUCUGAAUGUGUUCUGUCUUCUUUUGUUCAAGCACCAGAAUGCAGUAAUUUCCCACCUGCCAUUCAGUUUCCUUUACUAUAAAAUUUAUUUCACUUCCUGUUGUCUCA
Molecule: messenger RNA, 5679 nt
Organism: Anolis carolinensis (green anole)
Lineage: Eukaryota; Metazoa; Chordata; Lepidosauria; Squamata; Anolidae
Product: trifunctional purine biosynthetic protein adenosine-3
Exons: 18
Coding region: 2997-5504 (835 amino acids)
Biological process (GO): adenine biosynthetic process; 'de novo' IMP biosynthetic process
Cellular component (GO): cytosol
Molecular function (GO): metal ion binding; phosphoribosylamine-glycine ligase activity; ATP binding
Source: RefSeq, a predicted model, not a curated record